UUCAUCCCGGAAGUGCCCGUGAGGAGAUUGCGAGGGCUCCAGACCGCCGUAACCGGGGGAGCGUCGGAUUUGGGGAGCCCGUAGCCUUCUCCCGCUCCUUGGCGUCAUGGUGGAUCGCGGCAGCGGCUCUUCGGAGCACUUGGAGCGACUGCACGAAAUCUUCCGCGGCCUGCACGGGGAGCUACGCGGCGCCCCGGAGCGGCUGCGCGGGAGCUCGGCAGUUGAGGAAAAGAAGAAAUUGAUACGAGACUUUGAUGAAAAACAAAAGGAAGCAAAUGAAACGUUACGGGAAAUAGAAGAAGAAUUGAAAUAUGCUCCAGUGUCCUUCCACAAUCAAAUGAUGGUCAAAAUUCGGGCAUACAGAAGAGACCUUGCUACAUACCAGAGGAAAAUGAAAAGUACAGAUUUGGGAGUCAUCCCAGGUGGGCGUGGAGAUUCAAGAUUUGGCAUGUUCUCCACAGAAAAUGAGCAGAGUACUCAGAUACAGUCUCAGAGGGUCUUGCUGCUUCAAGGAACAGAAAGCUUGAAUCGAGCAAGUCAAAGCAUAGAACGUUCACACCAGAUUGCUGCAGAGACUGACCAGAUCGGUACAGAUAUAAUUGAAGAACUUGGAGAACAGCGGGAGCAGUUGGAACGCACCAAAGGCAGACUAGUAAACACGAGUGAAAAUUUAAGCAAAAGCCGGAAAAUAUUGCGCUCCAUCUCAAGAAGACUUAUGACAAACAAAUUGUUGCUCUCCGUUAUUAUCAUUCUGGAAAUAAUCAUCCUGGUAGGUGUUGUCUACUACAAGUUCUUCCGCUGAACUUUCAAGAUGUGCAGCCUUCUGCCUUCAUGUCUUCCAUCUACCUUAAGGACUAUGCAUGGACACUGCUGAGUAACAGCUCUUUGGCAUAGAUUGAAAAGGGUGGAUUAUACUUAAUGCAGUUGAAACACACUACACAUGUGGUGUUAAUCUUAACAAUAUGUUCAUCUAAGAAUGGUGCCUGGCAUCUGAAAGGAAAUGUGCCUGGAAGAAAGGACAAAGAGCAGCGAAGUGAUGGUAAGAUUGUAUAAUUGUAAAGUAAUAAACAUUUGUCUUAAGCUGACAUGUUGUCUAACUUGUAAUGCAGCUGUUUGGUCGCACAAUGGAAAAAGAAACUAGUCUCUCCAAAACUGAACACUUCAGAGUGUAGUACAGUGAGUUUUUGCGCCUGUCCGUUUGAGUAGAUCAGCAGAACUGUCUUUAAUGCCCGUUGUGAAGUAUCUGCCGACACUUGGGGGGUCCUACAUCCGUACUUGCUCUUCACUGUCAGAUUCAUCUGGUGAACUGGGUGUUGGGAGAUCAUCAAAAACGAUGUGUGCUCCUUCUCUUGUCUGCCCAAAGCAUGUAGCAAUCACAUCUACUGCAAGAUUAGCUGUUGCAUUCACUUCCUCCUGGGAAGCUCCAAGUAAUGGAUUAACUUCUACAAGGUCCACAGCAGAAAGCAGGCCUAAGAAAUUAAACACAGUAAAUCAUGUGGAACAAGCAGAAGAAUUUAAUGUUUUUAAAAAGCACCAUCUCAACCAAAGGAUAGAUUGUCUAUACUACUUUAGUGCCAUAUGGGUCUUAUGUGAACCCCAAGUUCCAAACAUAAGCUCUUCCACUAUUCUCUUGCAGUUUUAAAUGUACUGCACUAUUCAAAUAAUCUUGCAUUGCUUUUCAGACAGCUGUCCAAAGGAACAAUAAUUAUUACUAGCUUCAGUGUUUAGGUUAUGUUGUUGCCAGUGACAUAAAACACAGAUCAAACUAGUGCAGAUUAUUGGUUUGACGUUUAAGUAAUGCUGCAACAUAGAUGCUAGAAACAUUUAUGAAUCCUUUACAGCUAUAAUUAAACUUUAUAAAUGUUGGCCUGGUUCACACCUAGAGCUAGUUCAUGCUUUAUUUAACUGAGGGUUUGUCUGGAAGAUGAUCAGUCAAACUGUAGUUUGUUCUAUUAAUCCUUGGGUUAUUUCCCUCCUUCUUUGCCUGCUCUCUACCUGUAUCCCAAAAGCUGGUUUUCUUGCCUGCUGCUUCUGAUGCCUGCUGAAAUACCCAUGAACAACCCAUAGUUCUGGGUUCACACAUGAUGAUAACCAAUGGUUUAAACAACCUAGAGUUCAUAAACCCAACAACAAACUAUUGGUUCUCUUUCUGGCUUGGUUGUGGUUUGUUAGUGUGGCCGUAUUCACACAUCAUGACAAACUAAAGUUCAACGACAAUGGAUUAGUGUUAUGUACGAACCAGGCCAACAGCUUUCCCCCACUCCCUAUAGAAACUACAGAAAUUACAGGUAAUAAAAGACUGCAAUGGAAUAACACUGAAAGCAAUGUAAUCAUAGAGCAAAUGGAAUGACAGUUCUUAUGAGGCUAUAUUUCCAUUUAGCUUAUGCUUAAGUUUGUUAGGCAUAGCUUUUAGAAUUUAUUUUAGCAAUAUUUGAGUAAAGUCUGUUUGGGUGCAUUUUUUUUUACUACCUAGGAAGUGUGAUUUGGGCUCUGUCUGAAAGCUCGAGGGAACUAUUUUUCUAGUUUUGUAAGUGUCCGGUCCAGUCCAAUCUGUUUCUUAUUAAUUCCCUCAUGAAGGGAGUGCAGUAAGGAAAGAGAACUUGAACUUUUAUCUGAACUACAUUCCUACAUUUUAUAUUUCAAUAAUCUCUGAAUAAUUUUGUGAUGUAGCUACCAUACAAGCAUAUUUUUGUGUGUGUUAUGUUACCUUAAGCUAAAAGUAAAAUAUGCUUGGCUGGUUCUUACCUGUGUUGUGUAUUUCCUCUGAAAUGUACAUGCCUUCACGAUAUGUUAAGCCACCCAAAACAGGAGUCCCUGUUGCUGGAGCCAGUGUUGGGUCAAAGGCAUCAAUGUCAAAGCUCAGGUGGAUUGGUCUUUGUCCUCUGUGGAAAGAGAAUCACUUUAUUCUACAGGUAUAACCCAUGUGCAAUAAAUCCGUUAUACUAAUUAGGAACUGAUCAGUAGGAUAA
Messenger RNA from Elgaria multicarinata webbii, 2969 nucleotides. It is a transcript of the gene VTI1B, whose product is annotated as vesicle transport through interaction with t-SNAREs 1B. Gene Ontology annotation, molecular function: SNAP receptor activity; SNARE binding. Gene Ontology annotation, cellular component: endoplasmic reticulum membrane; SNARE complex; late endosome membrane. NCBI's taxonomy places the organism in Eukaryota, Metazoa, Chordata, Lepidosauria, Squamata, Anguidae. Bases 107 to 802 code for a protein of 231 amino acids. The transcript is spliced from 6 exons. The record is from RefSeq and is a predicted model, not a curated record. Gene Ontology annotation, biological process: Golgi to vacuole transport; vesicle fusion with Golgi apparatus; regulation of protein localization to plasma membrane.